AUCAGCUGUGUCCAAUCACAGCUGAUCACAUGGGACAUAUACACUGAUCAUCAGGGCCCUGAUGAUCAGUGUAGCCCCAGCAGUGCCACCUGUCAGUGUCCAUCAGUGCCAGCUGUCAGUGCACAUCAGUGCCACGUAUCAGUGCCUACCAGUGCACAUCAAUGCCACAUAUCAGUGCCCAUCUGAGCUGCCUUUCAGUGUCACCCAUCAGUGCCACCUAUCAAUGCCAAUCAGUGCCACCUAUCAGUGCUGCCAAUCAGUGCCACCUAUCAGUGCCAGUCAGUGCCGCCUAUCAGUGCCGCCUAUCAGUGCCGCCUAUCAAUGCCAUAUAUCAGUGCUGCCUUUCAGUGCCCAUCAGUGAUGCCUGUCA
This is a messenger RNA of Staurois parvus, 370 nucleotides long. NCBI's taxonomy places the organism in Eukaryota, Metazoa, Chordata, Amphibia, Anura, Ranidae. The record is from the annotation of a GenBank genome assembly.